Podarcis muralis (Common wall lizard) is the source of this 4714-nucleotide messenger RNA. RefSeq names its product adhesion G protein-coupled receptor D2 (gene ADGRD2). Gene Ontology annotation, biological process: cell surface receptor signaling pathway; adenylate cyclase-activating G protein-coupled receptor signaling pathway. Gene Ontology annotation, cellular component: plasma membrane. The record is from RefSeq and is a predicted model, not a curated record. NCBI's taxonomy places the organism in Eukaryota, Metazoa, Chordata, Lepidosauria, Squamata, Lacertidae. Gene Ontology annotation, molecular function: G protein-coupled receptor activity.
GGCGGCGGCUGCGGUGUAGAGAGCAGAGCUGGCCUCUCUGGACGCGCCUCUGCUAAAGCGGCUUGCAUCCCGGGCGCUUCCCCGCUUUCAGGACCUUCUCUGCUCGACAGCGCAGUGCGCUGAGUGGCACCGGCCAUGAGGGUGGCAGGGCCGCCUCCCCGCUCCCAGGUGGACAGAGAAUGAAAUCUGGCAAGCUCGUCGGCAUGGUCUGCAGACUCUCGGCGCCUGGCUCUCUGCUGCUCGGACUGCUGGUUGGCCUUCUCCCAAGAAGCACGCUGGCGUUCGCCAUACCGGCUGAAAACCGCACAGCAAGGGAUCCUGGCUCCGUCCCCCAGAUCAUUGAGAUGCUGGGAGAUGUGUAUGAAUACGUGCCCAUCCUCCAGGACUGGUGGCAUGCAGAUGGGUACUGCCAGCAGCGCUUCGCUCGGCUGCCAUCUGAGCUGGCGUCUCUUGGGGAGAAGCUGCAGUCCUACCAAGUCCAGAGCGCAGUCUGGCUGGAUGACCGGGAGGUGUUCCUGCAGAAGCCGAAGCAGAGGCGAAACAUCUCUGCACCAAUCCUGGUCUUCAAGAACAAAACGGACACCAAGUUUGUGAAGGUCUUAGCCGACUUCCCAGAGAUGCCCGCUGUGAGUGCCUGCGCCCAUGUCCAGUGGGACCCUGAGGCUGUGGAGAUCUCCACUGUCUUCUCCUACGCGGUCCCGGCUUUCAUCAACGAGUUCCAGUUGCGUGGCUUCGUCGACGAGGAUGGCUUUGUCCGGUUUGCCAUCAUCCUCCAUGGGCACCACUCCCCGUACCUGCCCGUUUUUCGUGCCGAUGGGCAGUGGCACCACUUCUGUGUCACAUGGCAGCAUCAGAAUGGGGCAUGGGCCAUCCAUGCUGACGGGAAGGAGAAGGCCUCAGCCACAGGGCUUUCAGCCUCCCAUGCCGUGGAUGGCCACGGGACGUUCAUUAUCGGGCAAGACCAGGAUUCCCUGGGUGGAGCCUUCAAGGAGAAAGAGUCCUUCAGCGGGAACCUCACUGGUUUGCAUGUUUGGCGGAGGGUCCUCAGCAGGGAGCAGAUAGAGAAAGUCCGCUCCUGCAUCCCUAUUCAAGAGAGCCUCGUGUUUGCCUAUAGCAGUGACAUCCUCGAGGUGGAAGCCAGCAUCCAGCAGGCCACAGUGCAGCUCACCUGCCCAGGGCCUGUGGAGGAAUGCCCAAUGUUUCAGGUCGUCCAGGGAAGCCUCGCUUAUGCUCCUUGCCUGCAGCUGCUACCUUUUGUCUGCCAUUACAAAAAAGAUCUUUAUUUGCAGUUGAAGAAAACACAGUCGAAACCUGUCCCACAGCUCAUAGCUCAGGUUAAUGCGCGAGCGAAUGCGACAGUGAUUCCCGAGCGUGUCUUCCAGUCAGAAGUCCGAGGUGUGGACCUUUCAGUAGCCGCUGGUUACCUAGGGGUGGUGGAGACGGUCCUGACGGAGGCUGAGCCUCCCUCUCUGGAGCCAGCUGCUCUUCUGGGCAUCUUGCAACUGCUGAAGGAGGUCUCAGACAUGGAUGCCAACGAGCCGGAGGAACUGGCAACGCUGGAGCAGCUGGGGCAGCACUACGUGGCAAUUGCCGGGGCAAUCCUGGAGGAGCAGAACGCCGAGGAGUGGUCCGAAAUAAAGCCGAUCCUUGAUGGACCCAUGACAGUUGUGGAAAACAUGGACAAGAUGGUUUCCAACCUCCAUCAGCUCCUGAGUGCAGAGAGGCCCAAAGUCACCAUCCGGAGUAAGAACGUUGGUAGCCCAGUAUCUUCUAAGAUGACCCUGCCCUUGACCCUUUGCUCCCCAGGAGUAGAAGUGCGACGUGUCUCUCUCGACCGAGCAACAGCUGAUGGCGCUGCGUACAUGAUGCUGAACCAAGACGCUCCAGACCAGAUCGAAGUCCCAAGGGAAGAAGUGGAGAGGCUGAGAGUGAGAGGUCUGCGCCAGAUCACCAUGACCAACACCUGGUACGGCUACAGUUCCCUCCAGCGCCUUCUCACCAGUGGCAACGCUGUGCUCCAGGAUGCAGCCGUGUCAGACGGGGGAAGGAGGUAUUUGAGCACGCAGGCAGGCUCCUCCAUCAUCUCCUCCUCUCUGGUCAGCGACUACGAGGAAAUCAGCACCACUGUGCGUUACCGCCUCUGGCACCGGGUCCAGGCUCUGCCAGACCAGUUUGUGGAGCCAGUGUGCGCUUUCUGGAACUUCAGCAGAAGCCCCACAGGAGGAAGGGGAGGCGGCUGGUCGACUGCAGGCUGCUCUGUUGUCACCUCCCACCUGGAGUUCACCACCUGCUCUUGCAACCACACCACCAACUUUGCAGUGCUGCUGCAGGUCUACGAAGUGCAGAGGAGUGCAGAGGAGUCGUCAACCCUGAAGACCUUGACCUUUGUCGGCUGCGGUGUCUCGUUCUGUGCCCUGAUCGUCACCUUUGUCCUCUUCCUGGCAGUUGGUGUCCCCAAGAGCGAGAGGACCACGGUGCACAAGAACCUGAUAUUCGCGCUGGCAGCUGCAGAGGCCUUGCUCAUGUUCAGCGAAUUGGCCAAAACCAACCAGGGAGUGUGCUUUGCCGUCACGGCCUUCCUGCACCUCUUCUUCAUGGCUGCCUUCGCCUGGAUGCUGGUGGAAGGUCUCCUCCUGUGGAGCAAAGUGGUGGCUGUGAACAUGAGCGAGGACCGGCGGAUGCGGUUCUACUACGUGACUGGAUGGGGGCUUCCUGUGCUUAUUGUUGGUGUGACCCUGGCCACGUCGUUCAACAAGUACGUGGCAGAGAACCAUUGCUGGCUGAACGUGCAGACGGACAUCAUCUGGGCUUUUGUGGGGCCGGUCCUCUUCGUCCUGACGGUGAACACCUUUGUGCUUUUCCGAGUGGUGAUGGUGACUGUCUCCAGUGCACGGCGACGGUCAAGGAUGCUGACCCCUAACAGCAGCUUGGAAAAGCAGAUUGGCAUCCAGAUCUGGGCAACAGCCAAACCAGUGCUGGUUCUGCUGCCAGUCCUGGGUCUGACCUGGGUGUGUGGUGUUCUUGUGCACGUCAGCAUCACGUGGGCCUACAUCUUCAUUGUGCUGAACUCCCUCCAGGGUCUCUACAUAUUCCUGGUCUAUGCCAUCUACAACAGCGAGGUGCGAAAUGCCAUCCAGCGGAUGAAGGAGAAGAAAAAGGCUCUCUCUUUCACAAACUGUUCCCACCCCAUCAACUAUCUGUCAAGCCCUAGGAACACGUCCUGGGAGGUGGGUAAGUUCAGCCCCUCCACCCCAGAGAAUACAGCCUCCCCCUCCUCGGAGAAGGACUCUGCAACGAAGAACAGCAGCGGCAAGGGUACAAAGGCAACUUCAGCGCCAAAAUCCCAGCGGGACUUGCAUCAAUUAUGUCUCCAGAGAGGCCGGCUUAUGAGAGGAGCUGCCCUGGGUGAUCUCCUCCUCGUCCACCCCAGUUCAACACAAAUGAACGAAGAAUUGCAUCAGAAGGCCAUGUGCAUCUGGCUGUUUCUUCCUCCACUUUCCCAAUAUCUGGCAUUGAACAGGCUGGGCUUUGGCCCCUGGUUCACUGGCCAGGGGAGGAUUUGCCAGGCGUCCUUCUUCCCCGACUCAUCCAUUCUGGUUUCCUUAAAUCUGCUGGUGUCCUGCUCUCGCGGACUGUGACUCUUGCUGGCUUUUCUUAUCAUGUGCUUUGUAUGUCCUUGGAACAGCAAACCUGGGAGUUCACAGUCAAAAUUCACCCACCCCAGCCCACUUUGCUUUCUGUGUUUUGGGCGAGAGAUAGGGCGUUGUUUUCUCGUGUGAGAAAGGUUCCGUCACCCUGCUCAUGUCCCUACAAGACGUGCCACUGGUUUCUCAUUUUUAAAAAACCAACAGCCGAGUGAACACAGUGGAAAUGCAUUGAGACCUGACCCACGGCAGAGCUCUCCUCCCCGUUGCUUGUGAGGGAGCCAGUGUAAGGGUUAGGGGUCUCAGGCUGUGAUGUGGGGAAACUGGCCUUGAAUCCCCACUCAGUCAAGUGAAGCUCACUGGCCAGCCACUGCCUCUCAGCCAAACCUCUCUCACAGGGUUGAGAGGAUGAAAAGUGGGGGGACCAUGUACCCCUCCUUGAGCUCCAGGGAGGAAAAGGUGGUCUGCAAAUGUAAUUAGUAAAUAACGACACUUGUGGCCCUGUUAAACGCUCCCAAAGUGGCACGUAGAGAUUGCCCACUGAAUCAGCAACGCACUAGGGGCCUGCACCUUCAAUUCCUCUUGCUUCUGCUCUGGUGGCCUAAAUUGCCUGUCCCCCCUUUUGGGGAGCCCUCCACCUGCCGCCCAAGGCACCUCGUGGCCUUCCUCUCUGCUCUCCUGCCUCCAAGCUUUCCUCAUCCCCGGGGUCUUCCUCCAUGACGCCAGAGGGUUAAACGUAUCUUCAAUGCCAGCUCUGCGAAGUCAACGCCCGCCUUUUCUCCCGUUCAGAAUUUGCUCUGUGUUCUUUAAGUGUCUCGGUGCCCUGAGCCUGUUGUUAGAAACCUUUAGGAUUUUUUUAAAAGUAAUAAUAUUGUGACACAGUUUUAAAAAUGGUGGAGCCAUGCUUUUGCAAACUAACCCACCUCCUGGUUUUCUGCUGUUUUCUGUGUCUUGCUCUGUUGCUGCUGUCUGUUCGUCGUUUUAACAAACCGAUUGUAUGGAUUAGUAUCUGAAUGACUUGAGCUUCCCUUGGAGGGAAAGUGGGGUUUAUUAAACUUUCAGGAUAACUA